CAUCUAGCAAUCACUUUAACGUAUGUCUUGACUCAAGCAGCAUUCAUAUCUGCUUUUGUCAAGUUAUGAUGGACCCGAACAUUUUCACCAUGUUAUGCAUCUUUUGUGCAUCUCAGUCAGUGAUGGCCUUUAACAUUGAUCCUUCUUCUUGGAAAGUCUUCACUCAACCGCAGAGUGUAUCCUUCGGCUAUAAGGUUAUACAGAAAGACGAAUCGAGUCUGAUCGUGAGUAAUCCUUUAAUUCAAAUCAGUCCGACUCAGAGAGGAUGGAUUUAUAGCUGUUUGGUCACAGACGGAAGCUGCUCAUCACUGAACAUUAAUGUGCCUUCAGAAGCUGUCAGCAUGUCUCUUGGACUCUCCAUGGUUAAAGAUUCAAAAUCUUCAAAGAUGGCAGUUUGUGGUCCAACUAUUCCAAAGAAAUGUGCAUCAGCUACCAACUACAGAGGCAUGUGCUUUAUAAGUGAAGACAAUGUGUUCAAAGCACCAAUACCAAGCUCUAUAUACAGAGACUGUCUUGGUCAGAUCGACAUAGCCUUUCUAUUAGAUGGAUCGGGAAGUGUAGGGUGGCAAAAUUUUGGAAUCAUGAAGACUUUUGUGACAAAUGUGAUCAAACGUUUUACUGAGCGGGACGCACAGUUUGCCAUUGCACAGUACUCCAAUAGAUGUUAUAUUCAUUACAAUUUCAAUGAACUCAAAACUGAAGACAGCACUUGGGAGAAUAAAGUGACAAGUAUACAAUACAUUUCAGGUGGCACUUUCACUGCAUCUGCCAUCCAAAAGCUUCUGAAUGAGCUAUUCAUACCAGCUGGAGGGGCAAGACCAUCAGCCAAAAAAAUCUUGCUUGUUAUUACUGAUGGGGAGUCACAUGACAGGAACUUAUUGCCAUCUGUAGCAUCACAAGCACAGGCAAAGAACAUAGUACGAUUUGCCAUCGGGGUUGGCAAUGCUUUUAACAAUUACAACGCAAAAGAGGAGUUGAAUACAAUCGCUUCUGAUCCUGAUACAGAUUAUGUGUUUAAAGUCACAGACUUCAAUGCACUAAAUAAUAUUCUUCAAAAAUUGGAAGAGAAUAUUAUUGCUAUUGAAGGAACUCAAACCUCAGGUGACUCCUCUAGAAUGGAGUUUGCACAGGAGGGAUUCAGCACAGCUUUCACAUCAUAUGGAAGUGUGUUAAUGAGUGCUGUGGGAGCCUUCCAGUGGAAAGGUGGAUUUCAGGAAUUUCCAAGCUAUUCCUUUUAUACAGGCAGUAAUCAUGAAAGCUAUCUAGGUUAUUCAAUGGUUGUUGCAACAGUGUCAAGCAUCAACUAUGCUAUUCUAGGAGCUCCAAGAUACAAUCAUCAAGGACAAGUCAUUGUUUCACAAAUAAGCGCCAAUGCUGAUAAACUGCUGGACUCUCCCAAGCCUCAGAUUGGUUCAUAUUUUGGUGCCGAGGUUUGUGUGUUGGAUUUAAACAGUGAUUCCAAUACAGACCUUCUCUUAAUAUCUGCACCAACGUACAUAGAGCCUGACCGGGAGGGCAAAGUGUUUGUUUACAUCUUCACGAGUCAGUUCAUUUUUUCUGGUGUGGUCCUGAUGGGAAUGGUAGGUCAGAGGGGUCGGUUUGGCUCUUCUCUGGCCAGUCCAGCAGAUCUGAAUGGUGAUGGUUUCAGGGAUGUGCUGAUUGGAGCUCCUUUAGAGGAGGAUGGACAGGGCAGCAUCUACGUCUUCAAUGGAGGAGUAGAGCAAAUAAAUCCCACAUAUUCACAGAGGAUUACUGGAUCAUCUGUGCAACCAGGUUUGCAGUACUUUGGGAUUUCAUUGAGCCAGUCUUCUCUAGACCAGACUAAAGACAGCCUUCCUGACAUUGCUGUUGGGUCCAUGGGAGCGGUUCUGCUUCUCAGGUCCAGACCCAUCAUGCUCCUGAACACCAAAGUAACUUACAACCCAUCCAAAAUACCAACCAGUGUAACAGACUGCUCCAAGCCAUUGCAGAACACCCUGAGCGUGUGUUUCACCAUGAGUGGAUUCAAACAUAGUCUAACAGGUUUGGCCGCAAAUAUUAAUUACACCAUAAUGCUGGAUGCCAAGCGUCAGAAAUAUCGAGCAUAUUUCACAGCCAAAAACCGUCUCCACAAUGAUGCGAUGGACAUAAAAAUGCAGGAAACUUGCAAAAGUCAUGCUUUCCUCAUAGAGGCUUGUCCAGAAGAUGCUCUGAAUCCAUUGUCCAAUGAGUUAACAUUCACAUUUGAGGGUCUUCCAUCUAGAACAAUGCAAAAUUUGAGGCCAGUACUGCUACCAGAAAUAAAGACCACCACAGACCACAAUCUAGAUUUUGAGAUAAACUGCGGAACUGAUAAUUUAUGUGUUGAUGACCUCAGAAUGGAUUUUAAUUUCUCUGGAUCUACAAACAUAGAUGUUGGGAUAAUGCAGGAGAUCACUGUGACCGUGUUUGUAGAGAACAGAGGAGAAAACUCAUACAACACACUCUUCAUCCUCAAUUACCCCUUUGGGUUUUCAUACAGGAGAAUCACAUCUAAACAGGGCAGAGUGGAGUGCGUGUCUCUGGAUGGUGUACAAGGAGUUAAACUAGGAGAAACCACCUGCUUCAUCAGUAAACCCAUCCUCAGAGACAACUCUCAGGUUGUGUUUGAGAUUACAUACAGUAUUAAUAAAGAAAGUACACUGGGCCAAAACGUGACGUUUAAGGCUAAGGUCACAAGUGGGAACGACAAGCAUUCAAACAGCAGUGAGUUUUUCAAAGAAAGGAUCAUUGGUGUCAAAUACGCCAUCUAUAUUGCCCUCAUAAGGCAUGAAAAUUCCACCAUCCACAUUAAUUUUACUUCAGGGAAAAAUGAUCUUAUGAAACCAGUCCAGCAGAUAAUAAAGAUUGAAAAUGACCUUAGAGAAUUAACUUUCAAGGUUUCUAUCAAAGUACCAAUGAAAGUUGGUGAUGCUGACAUCUGGACUAAUUCCAGUCUGCAAAUUUUUGGCUGUAGAAGGGAGAACAUUCAGAAGCCUGAUAUCACCAAUUUUAUGGAUAUUAUUAAAAGUCAACGUAUAGUGAACUGCUCUGUGGCGGUGUGUGCCGAGUUCAGCUGUGACAUCACUCUAAUAAAGAAUGAAAGGAUUCUCUAUAAUAUAACUGGCAAUGUCAGCUCUGGAUGGAUUGAGCAGACUGGACUCAGAGCUGCUGUUUUUCAGCUGGUCAGUUCAGCGUCUCUGGAUUAUGACAAAAACCAAUAUGUCUUCUUUUCCUCUGAUUCUGAACAAACCGCACCGUCUAUCCAGAUUAAUACUCAAGUAGAGGUGUACGAGGAGGCAGACCUGACUAAAGAGAUCAUUGGAGGUGUAAUAGGAGGACUGCUGCUACUGGCUCUCAUCACAGCAGCCCUGUAUAAGGCUGGAUUCUUCAAAAGCCAGUACAAGCAGAUGCUGGAGGAGGCUCAGGGGGACACAGGCGGACAGUCAAACAUGCCACAAUAAUCUGCUUUCAAACUGUUGGAAGAUGCUAGAGUAUUUGGUGUGAAACAUGAAUUUCAGCCUGAUUUUACAGAAAUAUUUACAUCACUUCACUAUUCAUCACCAUUCAUUUUAUCAGUAAGCUUAGUGAGUUACUUUUAUUGUGGUAUUUCCAAUAUUGCUUAACUUCCUUCUUUGUUAUGAUUACUGAAGAACAAUGGUAGAAAUAUUAUAUACCUUUUUGUAACGUUCAGACAGUUUGUUUUUUUGAUAAUAUGGAAGACUUUUUCUGUCACAAAAUAAAAAAGGUAAUCACACCUUUUUAUCUAAUCAUUUGGAGACAGUUUCCACAAUUCCAUUGCCUACUUUUCCCAAUUUUGAGUUUAUAUCACAUUUUAUAAACCGAAUUCUGAGUGAACAUUUUGCAAUUCUGUUUUUAUCUCAUUUGUCUACCAUCUGCACUUUUAUUUUUUUUUUUGGAAUCGCACAUUUAUAUUUUAUAUAUUGCUCUUCUGGGUUAAUCUUCCAAUGCUGAUUUUUUUUUCUCUUCUCUCCAAAUAGCAAGGAAGAAGCACUCACGUUUAUUGUCUGUUUUGGUUUUGUUUUAUGUGUUCCUGCCUCUUAUUUCAGUUCCGUAUUUGUUUCCAUGGUUUUUGAUUAAUUACUCCUCACCUGUUUCUGUUUACCCUAAUUACGUUUGAUAUAUUUACAAGUCCGGUGUUUCCCGAGUUCUUUUUUGUUUUGCCUUGAUGUUUAUUAAAUGGACUUUGUGUUGA
This is a messenger RNA of Puntigrus tetrazona (Sumatra barb), 4213 nucleotides long. RefSeq names its product integrin alpha-X-like. Gene Ontology annotation, biological process: cell adhesion mediated by integrin; cell-matrix adhesion; integrin-mediated signaling pathway. The record is from RefSeq and is a predicted model, not a curated record. Lineage: Eukaryota; Metazoa; Chordata; Actinopteri; Cypriniformes; Cyprinidae. Gene Ontology annotation, molecular function: integrin binding. Gene Ontology annotation, cellular component: integrin complex; external side of plasma membrane. The transcript has 30 exons. Bases 66 to 3461 code for a protein of 1131 amino acids.